AUGGGGAUCUUCAACAGAGGCAACCGCAACAAUGGGGUGAGGCUUGAAACCAACCUGCCGGCAUCAUCCCUUUCUGCCGGUGUCACAGCAUCCUGCCGUGUGCUCGCUCCGAACACCCCUUCGCCCGCUCCGCCGAACCCCAAGAAGGACCCCCAAACACCGCAGAUCAGCCCACUGGAGAAGAGGUUAAAGGACAUGGGAUCUAUUCGAGUCGACGGAAGCGACAAGUUCUUUGGCAUGGAAAAUUACGGAAAUACCUGCUACUGCAAUUCAAUCCUUCAAUGCCUCUACUACUCCGUGCCAUUUCGCGAGGCAGUAAUUAAUUACCCACAACGAACACCCGUCGAGAGCAUUGAGGCGGCUCUCGCCAAGAACUUGCGGUUCCCAAACCCAAAUGCGCACCUGGAGGCUGAGGCGCAAGCAGCCAAGCAGAAGGCCGCCGUACCCUCCGCGCGCCAGGCCGGUGUGACCCCCAAUCAACCCCAGAAACCGGAAGACAAAGAAUCGCCGGAAUACAAGAAGAAAAUCGCCCUGCAGACCCUUCCCAUCCUCGAGACGAAGAAUAAUGCCACCAGUUAUGGCAUGUCGGAAUCUCUCUUUACCUCGCUGAAGGACAUUUUUGAGUCGCUAGUGGGCAGUCAAUCACGUAUCGGAAUUAUCCGACCGCAGCAGUUCUUGGAUGUACUGCGCCGCGAGCAUGAGAUGUUCCGGACCGCUAUGCACCAAGAUGCGCACGAGUUUUUGAACCUCCUACUCAAUGAAGUGGUAUCGAAUGUCGAAGCCGAGGCUACAAAGCAGAGUUUCGCAGAGAAGACGCUGCCGGGCGCAAGUGCAGAUUCGCUGGGUAUGACAGAAAGCGCUGGUUCGAAAUCUCCGAACACGAUUCGAUGGGUCCACGAAUUGUUCGAGGGUAUUCUAACGUCCGAAACGAAAUGUCUGACCUGCGAGAAAGUCUCUCAGCGAGAUGAGGUAUUUUUGGAUCUUUCGGUAGAUCUUGAACAGCAUUCAUCCGUAACAUCUUGCCUACGGAAGUUCUCAGCCGAAGAAAUGCUUUGCGAGAGGAAUAAGUUCCACUGCGAUAACUGUGGUGGUCUUCAGGAGGCAGAGAAGCGAAUGAAGAUCAAGCGCUUGCCUCGUGUGUUGGCUUUGCAUCUGAAACGUUUCAAAUAUACCGAGGACUUGCAGCGACUACAAAAGCUGUUCCAUCGAGUCGUCUACCCUUACCAUCUACGUCUUUUCAACACGACCGAUGAUGCCGAAGAUCCUGAUCGACUUUAUGAAUUAUACGCCGUUGUGGUUCAUAUUGGUGGAGGACCCUAUCACGGUCAUUAUGUUGCGAUCAUCAAGACCGAGGAUCGCGGUUGGUUGUUGUUUGACGACGAAUUGGUGGAGCCAGUGGAUAAGAACUAUGUCCGCAACUUUUUCGGCGAUCGCCCGGGCCUGGCCUGUGCGUACGUUCUAUUUUACCAAGAGACGACCCUGGAGGCCGUCAUGCGAGAACAGGCCCAGGAAGAUCAAGCAUCCACUGCGGCGGCAGCUGAAGCAGGUGCACAGGCUAAUGGGUCUCUGACUCAUGUACAAAGCGUGCCUGUAGAUGACUCGCACAGACCAAUCACGCUUAACAAAGUAACAACAGCGCCCGGUCAAAUGCCUGUACAUAUCGAAGUUCCAGAGGCUGAGCCGACAUCACCAUUCCCACCUGUUGAACCUAUCCAGCCCAUCCAACCCGUCCAGCCCAUCCAGUCUCCUCAGUCUCCUCAGUCUCCUCAGCCUCUUCAGCCUGUCCAGCCCGUUCAUCUACCCGAGAUUCUCACCCCACCGCCGAUCCCUAAUGAAAAAGCUCCUACUCUUAGUCCAAAGAAGAGCGAUGCCCAGAUACGGAAGGAUAAGGCUCGAGAGGAAAAAGAGAUGCGCGCAGCACAGAAGGUAGCCGAAAAAGCAGCCAAGGAUGAACGGGAAAACAGAGAGAAGAUGGAGAGAAUUCAACGCAAGGAACUUGAUCAGCAACGGCAAGCCCAGAUAAAACAGGAGGCUGCUGAUCUCGAAAAGGCCCUCAAAGCUAGCAGGGAAGCAAGCAAAGCGGACACGACUGAUGUUGGAGCGGAGAAUGGAUCGCCUCGAGAAGGUUCCAGAUUCAGCAUAUUCAGACGUAGCAGCCGCAGUUUGAGCAGCAGCCUUAGCAAUCGUCUCAGCAAGGACAAGGAAUCUCGAGUAUCGACCUCAACUGCAGAUACUACUCCGGCUCCAGUCCUCGAGGUACCGGCCCACGAGGAAGAACCGCUUCGGCCCCCCGUGCCUGCAAAGGACACAUCGGAUCUUUCCAGUUCAUACACCUCCACACAUACGGCACCAUUCCCACCUACAGUCCCAGAAAAGCAUGAUCCUUACUACAACAGCAGCCAUACCAACCUUCCUCCGCUCUCUACUUCUCCAACCUCCAAUCAUAUCAACCACAUCAACCAAAUCAAUAGCCCCAAUGGCAACGGUAACGGCCAUGGCAUCGGUCACGGCAACAGCGGCAGCAACGGCAGCGCGGAUAAAUCCGGCGUUGGCCACACUCGAUGGAGAUCAUUCAGCUUCAAAAAGUCUGCAGCGUCAUGA
This is a messenger RNA of Penicillium verhagenii, 2601 nucleotides long. RefSeq lists its product as uncharacterized. The transcript has 3 exons. The record is from RefSeq and is a predicted model, not a curated record. Gene Ontology annotation, biological process: protein deubiquitination. The coding region runs from base 1 to 2601 and encodes 866 amino acids. Gene Ontology annotation, molecular function: cysteine-type deubiquitinase activity; cysteine-type endopeptidase activity. Lineage: Eukaryota; Fungi; Ascomycota; Eurotiomycetes; Eurotiales; Aspergillaceae. Gene Ontology annotation, cellular component: cytosol; nucleus.